Molecule: messenger RNA, 2926 nt
Organism: Nicrophorus vespilloides
Lineage: Eukaryota; Metazoa; Arthropoda; Insecta; Coleoptera; Silphidae
Exons: 6
Coding region: 439-2889 (816 amino acids)
Source: RefSeq, a predicted model, not a curated record
AGUUGUAUAAUUUCGUAGACGAAAUACGUGUGGGUGUCUAUUCUUUUGGAGCGUCGUUUGUAAUAUUCGGCGCAUGUAGAAACGCGUACCAUCGUCAAUGGUACCACUCCGCUUAUUGUGGUGAGCAGCACCGUGACCACCGCUACGGUUCUCUUCACCAGUCAGUAUGGCGAGAGCAUUUACCAACGGAACUUAAAGAACUCUCGCUGCACAAGCAAGGCGAUCGCGAACCAUGUCGGUACACCGAUUUUGAUCAACUCCUAAGAACUACAGCAAAGCAAUAACUCCGCAAGUGUCCGAAGGGAACUACCCAAAAAUUACCAGUGAUUAACGACAUGCCCAUUACCAAGUGCGGAUAAACAUAUACACAGAAACACCAUCGUCGCCUGGGAUAAUUCGCAUGAGCCUGGAACAUGAAUAGUGGCUAUUCGAAGGAGAAUGGGAAACAGCGGUAGCCAGCACCAGCAGCAAACGGGCAUAAGUGUGGCUGGCAUCGCCAGCGUCGCCGUUGAAGAAGAGGUCCAGUGGAGCCAGUCCUUUCCGCGGACCCCAUAUCAGCACAAGCUGAUUGUGCCCGACAGGGAUGCGCACCAGCGGCUGCGGCCGACCGGAAACGGCGAGAUCCUGCAUGCCGGUGGUACCAUUUCCGGUAGGAAUCAGCAGGGCGUCAGCAGGUCCAGCAGUAUUCCGGCUGUCCGGCAGCGGCAUGUACCGGGACCACAGGUCCGGACUCAGCAUAAACAAAACGCACGCGCAUCCAGCCGCAAAGAUCAGCUGAAGAGAUUUGGAUCAGAGCCUGACCUUCGAUUACCUUCGAAAUCGAGCCACGACAAUCAUGAGAAAUACAAAGGCCGCAAGAAGUAUAAGGCGCCUCCACCGCCUCCAGUAUACGCGCCGGAGUUCGACGACGGGUGCGGAAUGGAGGGCGGAUCACCAAUCCGAAGAGCGAGGUUGUUCAAGACCCGCGCCGAAACCAAGAAGAAGUAUUCUAGUCCUGUAAAUAAUCGUAGAUCAAUAAGCGACGUGCUGGUGUCAGAGGAGGAACACCACCACCACCGGUACAAGUCCAGCGAGAACCUCUUCGGCGAUGAGACCAAAUUUCGUCGACCGGGCGUAAACCCCACGUCCAAUAACAACCGACAGUCAAUCCCGCAGAUGCAACGAACGAAGAGUUCACCCGAGUUCCAGGAGGAGCUGCGAGAGGCCACCAAGAGGCUCGUCGAAACCAAAGUGAACAAAUUGCGAACGCUCGAUCACAAUUUGAAUAGUAAAAAGGAGCACAUGAUCAAUAAGCUCAAGGACAUCAUGUUGGUGGACGACGAUGUAAGGACGCCCGCUUCUGGGAAAGAGUCGUCACCCGAGCAGUCACCGCCCAAAGUGAAAACAUUCUAUUUUGGAAUGGAGCAUGCGAAGAUACCUAACUCCCUUGGAUCGGACAUCUCCAGCGAGUCGGAGACGGAAACCAGCGGACAUGAUAUCUCGCUGCAGCUACGACCGAUCUUGCCUAAGAAGCAGUUGGAGAUACCCAGGUUUUCGCCAGCUGCAGCCUGGAAGCUGCUCUCUGCAGUAGACACCAAUCAGACUGAAAAUACGAUGCAGAAUGACGAGACGUCUGCUUUUAUUGAAGACAAAAUCGAGAAGUUAUCACGGCCUCCACCACCAUAUCGUCUUCUUCUAGGCUCAAGGUCGAUACAGGAUAAGUCCGGUGACUCAGGCAUCUCCGGAGAUGAAACACCCGAGGUGGCGCUGCCUAGUCCCAGACAAAGAGGUAUCUCGUGGACGCCGCAGCAAGACCUCGGUGACGACUCCAGCUUGGAAGAUGGAUCUAAUCCUGAUUUCCCGAACCACGUAAAAUUUCCAACGAGACCUCACGUCUUCAGUUUAUCUCUACCUCGUGAAAACCACCUGGCCGCGUACAUCAACGAGAAGACUUCUCUGCAACCGUACUCCAGUUUACAAAAAUUGAAGCGAUCCAUGUCUGGAGUGCUGGCGACAUUGGCGAACAAACGUGAUGCCGAUUUGGAUCUAGAACAAGAUGAGAAUUGGUUUCUCAGUAAAUCCGCUCCGAAUUCCUUAAAUAAUGGCUUUAAUUCUUUAGAGCUUCGUAGACAAUACAGACAGAGCGAGGAUCCUGUACAAACAAAUUCGCGACGAAUAAUGUACCUUCCACAAUCCACAUUCGACAAGCCCAGUCGGAAGAAGCACUUAUCAAAGUCGUACGACAAUCUCUCAGCAGAGUCACGGACACAUCCUGAGAAUCUACAAGACCCACCGCGGUUAGAAGCGGCCAAAAAGCCGGCUAGAAAGACGAAGAAGUUCACGUUCCAGAGCACCGUCCGACAGAUAGAAAGGAAACGAUUGGCUGAUAAAUUGUCCAAAGAAGCGGAACGCAAAGAGCAAAAGCGACUUCAGGAGCUGGAAGCAAUGCAGCGUGUCGAGGAGGAGUUCCAAAAGAAGCGAGCCAGGGAGAAGGCUACCAUUCGGCAGCAGCUCAGGCUGUAUAACAUGGAUGACACAGCUUGGUCUAGUCUACCACCCAACUUGGACCUUGGCGAUGGGAUUAGACCAGAGCCGGAUGGAGCGGUAUGCUCGUCUUCGCCAUCUCCAUCCCCGACCUUCAACAAAUCUGACUCGAGAGAGAACAAAGCCCAAAUUACACAAAUUCUCUCCGAAUUCCGGCAGUCCCAGAGGGAGUACAAAGAGUUUAUCAACGGUUCUCGAUAUAUUGAGCAAACGACAGUAUAUCCUCGAGUUACAUGUAACAUGCCCAAAGUGAAGGGUGCUACGCGUACCAGUAAUUACCGUAAAAAUUUCGCGCACGGCGUUAAAUCAACCGACAGCAGCUACUCUGAAGAAUCUACUUCAAACGCUAGAGGUGCCAGGAAAUAGUUAUGCCACAACCUACGUUUCCCACGACCACACAUUA